Messenger RNA from Carlito syrichta (Philippine tarsier), 1474 nucleotides. It is a transcript of the gene KRT19, whose product is annotated as keratin 19. The transcript has 6 exons. The record is from RefSeq and is a predicted model, not a curated record. Lineage: Eukaryota; Metazoa; Chordata; Mammalia; Primates; Tarsiidae. Bases 149 to 1351 code for a protein of 400 amino acids. Gene Ontology annotation, molecular function: structural molecule activity.
CAAAUUCCUCGGGGCUCAGAUAUCCAGCCGCCACGUUUCCCCCGCCCCCCUCCGGCCUCGGGCAUAAAAGGCGCCAGGUGAGGGCCUCGCCACUCCCUCCUGCCAUCGCAGCUCUUGGCCGGCGUCGCUCCGUCCCGUCCGUCUCGCCAUGACUUCCUACAGCUAUCGCCAGUCGUCGGCCACCUCGUCCUUCGGGGGCAUGGGCGGCGGCUCCGUGCGCUUCGGGCCGGGGGGCGCCUUCCGCGCGCCCAGCAUCCACGGGGGCUCGGGCGGCCGCGGCGUGUCGGUGUCCUCCGCGCGCUUCGUGUCCUCGUCCUCCUCCGGGGGCUUCGGCGGCGGCUACACCAGCGUCCUGGCCGGGUCCGACGGACUGCUGGCGGGUAACGAGAAGCUGACCAUGCAGAACCUCAACGACCGCCUGGCCUCCUACCUGGACAAGGUGCGCGCCCUGGAGGAGGCCAACGGCGACCUGGAGGUGAAGAUUCGAGACUGGUACCAGAAGCAGGGCCCCGGGCCCUCCCGCGACUACAGCCCCUACUUCAAGACCAUGGAGGACCUGCGGGACAAGAUUCUUAGUGCCACCAUUGAGAACUCCAAGAUUGUCCUGCAGAUUGACAAUGCCCGUCUGGCUGCAGAUGACUUCCGCACCAAGUUUGAGACGGAGCAGGCCCUGCGCAUGAGUGUGGAGGCUGACAUCAACGGGCUGCGCCGGGUGUUGGAUGAGCUGACCCUGGCCAGGACUGACCUGGAGAUGCAGAUCGAAGGCCUGAAGGAGGAGCUGGCCUACCUAAAGAAGAACCACGAAGAGGAAAUCAGCGUCCUGAGGGGCCAGGUGGGUGGCCAGGUUAGUGUGGAGGUGGAUUCUGCUCCGGGCAUUGAUCUUGCCAAGAUCCUGAGCGACAUGCGAAGCCAAUAUGAGGUCAUGGCUGAACAGAACAGGAAGGAUGCGGAAGCCUGGUUCACCAGCCGGACUGAGGAGCUGAAUCGGGAGGUUGCUGGCCACACCGAGCAGCUCCAGAUGAGCAAGUCUGAAGUCACCGACCUGCGGCGCACUCUCCAAGGCCUGGAGAUUGAGCUGCAGUCACAGCUCAGCACGAAAGCCGCCCUGGAAGGCACACUGGCGGAAACCGAGGCCCGCUUCGGUGCCCAGCUGGCGCAGAUCCAGGCCCUGAUUGGCAACAUCGAGGCCCAGCUGGGUGAUGUGCGCACGGACAGUGAGCGGCAGAACCAGGAGUACCAGCGGCUCAUGGACAUCAAGUCGAGGCUGGAGCAGGAGAUUGCCACCUACCGCAGCCUGCUGGAGGGCCAGGAGGCCCACUACAAUGACCUGUCUGCCCCCAAGGUCUUGUGAGGCCACAGGCUCUGGGCUCCUGCCCUCCUGCGGGGGUGUCCUGGGCAGGGGGAUGGGAAGGGAGGGACCCUCACCUCUGGCUCCUCCCCUGACCUGCCAAUAAAAUUUGAUGACUCCAGGGAG